This is a messenger RNA of Peronospora matthiolae, 348 nucleotides long. The record is from the annotation of a GenBank genome assembly. NCBI's taxonomy places the organism in Eukaryota, Oomycota, Peronosporomycetes, Peronosporales, Peronosporaceae.
AUGGCCGCGACACGACCGGACAUUGCCUUUGCUGUGAGUUACGUUUCGCGCUUCAUGGAAAACCUCCAAGUCGAGCAUUGGAUGGCGGUCGAGCGCAUUUUGCGAUACUUACAAGGGACUAAGUCACACGGCAUCUGUUUCAAGUCUGAUGACAAGAUAGACUUCUGCGGCUACUCGGAUGCAGACUGGGCCGGCGACCAUGCAGACCGCAAGUCGACUUCGGGAUAUGCGCUCAUCCUGAUGGGUGCUCCGGUGAGCUGGGGAAGCAAAAAGCAGUCAAUUGUGUCGCUGUCAACAAGUGAAGCUGAGUGCAUUGCACUUAGUCUGGCUAUUCAAGAAGGUAAGUGA